This is a messenger RNA of Penicillium pulvis, 912 nucleotides long. RefSeq names its product formate/nitrite transporter family protein. Lineage: Eukaryota; Fungi; Ascomycota; Eurotiomycetes; Eurotiales; Aspergillaceae. Gene Ontology annotation, molecular function: high-affinity secondary active nitrite transmembrane transporter activity. The coding region runs from base 1 to 912 and encodes 303 amino acids. The record is from RefSeq and is a predicted model, not a curated record. Gene Ontology annotation, biological process: transmembrane transport; nitrite transport. The transcript is spliced from 4 exons. Gene Ontology annotation, cellular component: membrane.
AUGUCGUUCGACGCGCUCUCGCCCCGUGAGGCCAUCGAGUCCGUGGUAAGGUCUGGAGUACAUAAAGGUAACAUGCGUUUAGACAAAGUAUUUUUAAGCUCUGUCUCCGCUGGUUGCUUGCUUUCCUUUGCCUGCGGCACUUCUUUAAGCACAAAUGCCUCCCCGUGGUACGCGGAUAAUGCCCCUGGGUUGAUUCGAACGAUCAGUGCCUUGGUAUUUCCUUACGGAUUGUGCAUGAUCAUCCUGACUGGUGCUGAUCUCUGCACUGGGUCAUUCAUGUACACGACCGUUGCGGCCUUGCAACGAAAGCUACCCUGGUGGAGAAUGUUGAUCCACUGGGUGGUCACCUUUCUUGGAAACUUGGCUGGGUCUUUGUUCAUGGUAGCCAUCCUCUUUGGCUAUGGUGGCGUCUUUGACGCCGAUCCAUUCAAAUCGACUGUCAUUGAAUAUGCGACAAAAAAGCAGGUUACUCCUGACUUUCACAUGAUAUUCUUGCGUGGUAUCGGGUGUAACUGGCUAGUUUGUUUGGCAUGCUUUUUGGGCCUGCAGGGACAUGACCUUGCAUCUAAGAUAAUGGGCAUCUGGUGGCCUAUUUUUGCUUUCGUGUCUCUUGGGUUUGACCAUGUUGUCGCUAACAUGACAUUUAUUCCCCUUGGUAUUUGGUUGGACACACCGGAAGUAACUGUUGGCUUGUAUAUUUGGAAGGGCAUCAUUCCCGCGCUGAUUGGAAACAUUCUCGGUGGCGGUCUGUUUUGUGGAACGUACUAUUGGUACAUGUAUCUUCUGGAUCUGAAUGCAGUCUCGAUUCCUGGUCUGAAAAAGGGUCGAGAUCAGGCACAGGUUAGUACUCCGGAGGCUUUCUCCAAAGAAAGAGAUAUUGAGGCAACUGCUGGAACCUCAAGCUCAACAUGA